AUGGCAUCAUCAGUACCAGGAAACCGACCUUUGCCAGAGUCGAGAUAUGACCUGUCCACUUAUAUGGGAAGAGUUCGUCACUGUGCCGAAGUUUCUGAUCCUCGCAUGUUGUUUAACACCUCCAAAGACAUUGAGCUUGCUCGCAAACUUAUUGGUGAUUAUAAGAACUCAGAUGGCCCUAUGACCCCUGAACUAUGGAGAGCCAAGAGGGUAUUAGAUUCUACUCUGCACCCAGAUACAGGAUUACCCGUUGUUCUUCCAUUUAGAAUGUCAUCAUAUGUGUUAUCAAAUCUUGUCGUCACAGUCGGCAUGCUUACUCCUGGCCUGGGGACCGCUGGUACUUUGUUUUGGCAAAUUGCUAACCAGAGUCUUAACGUAGCUGUGAAUACAGCUAAUGCCAACAAGUCGCAUCCUCUGUCUACUCAGCAACUUAUCACCAAUUAUCUGUUAGCAGUAAGUGGUUCAUGCUCUGUUGCUUUAGGCUUGAACGCAAUCGUUCCACGUUUGAAGAAUGUAUCAGCCAGUACCAAGACUAUCCUGUCAAGACUUGUUCCUUUUGCGGCAGUUGUCUCUGCUGGUAUCGUCAAUGUUUUCCUCAUGCGUGGAGAAGAGAUUCGCAAGGGCAUCACUGUACAUGACCCAGAAACCAAUGAGCCCGUAGGAACUUCUAAAACCGCCGCUAAGUAUGCCGUAGGUGAGACAGCUCUAUCCCGUGUCAUUACCGCAACACCAAUUAUGGUAUUUCCUCCUCUUAUCUUAUAUAGACUUCAAAGAGGCAUUCUUCGAGGAAAGUCCAAUCUCGCCGUGACCGCUGCCAACCUCGGUCUUAUUACUAUCACAUCCUUCGCAGUACUCCCCUUUGCACUUGGUGUGUUCCCGACGAAACGAGUCAAGUCCACAACACAAUUGGAGCCUGAGCUCUCCAACCUUAAGAACUCCAAAGGCACACCAGUGUCUGAGGUAUGGUUCAACCGUGGCAUGUAA
Molecule: messenger RNA, 984 nt
Organism: Sugiyamaella lignohabitans
Lineage: Eukaryota; Fungi; Ascomycota; Dipodascomycetes; Dipodascales; Trichomonascaceae
Gene: FSF1
Product: Fsf1p
Exons: 1
Coding region: 1-984 (327 amino acids)
Biological process (GO): monoatomic ion transport; mitochondrial transmembrane transport
Cellular component (GO): mitochondrial inner membrane
Molecular function (GO): monoatomic ion transmembrane transporter activity
Source: RefSeq, a predicted model, not a curated record